Knipowitschia caucasica is the source of this 2832-nucleotide messenger RNA. NCBI's taxonomy places the organism in Eukaryota, Metazoa, Chordata, Actinopteri, Gobiiformes, Gobiidae. The record is from the annotation of a GenBank genome assembly.
AUGAGGAGCGAUCAGUGGGAGUGGACACAGAGCUGUGAGAGAAAACAGCUGCUCUGCUGCAGACUGGAGCAUGUCCUGAGAAGUGGAGGUGGUCCCAAGACAGCGGACAGAAGAGAACAAAGAGGACUGUGGACAGAGGAGGACUCACAAGGACAGGGGACGGAGGAGACCAAAGAGGACGGGGACAGAGGAGUGAGGAAGACAGGAGACAAAGGAGGGCCGUUGAGGACUGUGGACAGAAGAGACCAAGAAGGGACUGAAGAAACUAAAGAGGAUAGAGAAGAACAGAGGCCCUUCGGGGCUGUACCAUGGGACAGAGUCUGUCUGUGGAAACCUCACGCCAGGAUCCACAGCAGCACAACUGUCAAGUUUUUACCAGCGUCCUUCCCGCUUCUGUGCCAGAGGAAGCACUGGCCUUUGUUGCUCACAGCAGCAGGUUGCUUUCUCAAAGUGUAUGGAGAGAAAAACAGCUCUGCAUUCGUCCCAUGGUCCUCCUCCUUCAUGGGCUGCUGCUGCAAGUCGCACCACCAUGGAAGCUGGACCCCGAGCACGCUUCUGCAAGAUGAUGAUGCUGAGCAGCACCACAGCAUUAUGGUGGGAGAAGGAGGCCACACGCGGGACAGUACGCCAAAACGAAAGACCAAAUUCUCCACUCUUGGAAAGAUCUUCAAGCCCUGGAAGUGGCGCAAGAAGAAAAGCAGCGACAAGUUCCAGGAGACCUCUGAGGAGCUGGAGAGGAAGAUGUCGACGCGGCGUACACGGCAGGAGCUCAUAGACCAGGGAGUGCUGAAGGAAGUCCUGGACAAUGAUGCUGUACAGGGGAAGCCGCCGCAGGUGAAGAAUGGCCACACUCUGCCGGUCAGCACUGGGGUCAGCACGGAUCAUGGUGGUAGGAGUCCAGGGAAGCUGGAGCCAGACUUCAGGAGUGCUCCGCCCUGGCUGCCUCAGACUGAAGCUCUGGGCUCUCGGCUGGCUGGGCUUGGGCUGGGUGGAGGGGCCAGGACAUAUGCGGAGAGUGACUGGAAGCCUAAUCUGGUCUGGCAGGGUCACAGUGGCCUGGAGGAGGGCAGGCGUGUAGGCCGGCCGCACCAUGACCCUGAGCAGAAGCGGCCCGGGCUGCAGAAGGUCAUGUCUGAAGAUGGGAGAAGGACGAGGGAAGUGGAGUGGAAACCAACUCUGCCCCGGCAUGCUUCGGCAGAGGAGGGCCGCACCCGCAGAGACACAGAUAGCCCUUUUGCCCAGCAGCCUGAUGUCCACCCUGCCUUCCGGGAGCCUCCCAAACAUGCUGUGAUGUCUCCUCCCAAGUGGCUGAUGAGCUCCACUCCCGACCCGGGUUCAUCCUCUGGCCAGUUCCCAUCUCCGCACCAGAACUCCUCCUCUGGACAGUUCCCCUCUUCGCACCAGUUCUCCUCUGCUGGUCACUUCACCUCUCCAUCCACUGGUCACACCUCCAAACCUGUUCGGUCCGUGUCCUCCGCGGGCGUCUCUGCACAGCUCCCUCCAAUCAGCAGCUUGUCCCAGGGCAUAAAGCAGCCGCCUCUGCCUCCCCCCAAACCCGUCAACAGGGGCAAUGCUGCAAUGCUCGGCGACUACGCACAGGCUACCGGGGGUACCAGCAUGGUGCCGGUGAAGCCCUCCCCCCCAAUGCCCCCGAAAAGAACCACCCCUGUGACUAAACGCAGCACGGAGGAAGUCCCGCCUACAGGGCACCCCAUCGUCCCCUCUCCACUGUCCCUGGAGGACCACAAAACCCUGGCUCUGGGAUUCUCCUUGCCUCCAUUGUCCACCUCGCCUCCCUCUCAUCACCUCCAGCAUCAGCACACAUACCCCCACGCACUGCCUCAGCCCAUCCCACUGCUGUUGGACCCUCCUAGCCCUCCCCCUGAGUCCCCCCAGCGCCCGGCUCCUAUCCCCCUGCACAUUAUGAUCCAGAGGGCCUUGUCCAGCCCAGGCCCGGCCCAACCUCACCCGGACGGAGCUCAGAGGGCCCACGCGCUGCUCUUUGAAACCCCUGAGUAUCAAGGAGGUCGUCCCCUGCCUGUUAGCAUCCAGCCACUCAAAAUCUCUGAGGACGAUUUCUCUGAGGAGGACGACGACGACGAGGAGGAUGAAGAGUAUGAUGGGGAGAUACCUCAGCCCGAGCUAGAGCCGCGCACUCGCCGCUGUAUGGUGGGAGAUGUGUGCGUGCUGCCGGAGGAGAAUAGCAGUGAGGAGGAGGAGGAAGAGGACGCGCAGGAAGCAGAUAGUGACUCUGAUGGACCUGUGCAGUACAAACACAGUGACAGUGAGGAAGACGAAGAUGAGCCACCUCUGAGUGCAUUGGCGAGCAGAGUAAAGAGGAAAGACACUCUGGCCCUGAAGCUGAGCGGUCGGUCCUGCGCCCCACAUCGCGAGCGCUUCCCACCAGAGAGACACACACUGACCUGGCAGAGCAGAGAACAGUGGGAAGCUAUCCGCACCCAGAUUGGGACAGCACUGACCAGACGACUGAGCCAGAGACCAACUGCGGAGGAACUGGAGCAGCGCAACAUCCUCCACCCCAAGAAUCAGGCCGACAGACAGGCGGAGGUUCGGGAGAUCAAGCGACGCCUCACAAGAAAGUUGAGCGAGAGGCCGACUGUUGCAGAGCUUCAGGCCCGAAAAAUCUUGCGCUUUCAUGAGUAUGUGGAGGUGACAGACGCACAGGACUACGACCGGCGAGCCGACAAGCCCUGGACUAAGCUGACCCCAGCAGACAAGGCUGCCAUCCGGAAAGAGCUCAACGACUACAAAAGCACUGAGAUGGAGGUCCAUGAAGAAAGCCGAAUGUAUACGAGGUUUCAUCGACCGUAG